This is a messenger RNA of Colletotrichum phormii, 1119 nucleotides long. RefSeq names its product kinase-like domain-containing protein. The record is from RefSeq and is a predicted model, not a curated record. The coding region runs from base 261 to 926 and encodes 221 amino acids. The transcript is spliced from 2 exons. NCBI's taxonomy places the organism in Eukaryota, Fungi, Ascomycota, Sordariomycetes, Glomerellales, Glomerellaceae.
GUUGGAAAAAGGCUUGGCUGGUCUCUGAGUGGCUAUUACCCCUCACUGGAUGUACUGUUGCCAUUCAGCACUCGAUGGGAUAUGCUGAUUCGUGACAGCCUGCGCUUCCUAUACCAGCUGAGGUCAGGGCCCGCAACGAAGAGUCGGAUGAUAUCUAUGGUACGAGCUUCGAUCGCUCACCGCCUGUUAUAUUCUCUUCCCUAGGAUUGUUUGUCAAGUACGGGGGCGAUGUCACGAUCAUCGAGGCCCAGACCCAGAAGAUGGUGUACGAGCGAUUGCAAGGCAAAGUACCCGUGCCCGAGAUCUUUGGCUGGGCGGAGGAUGACGGGCAGAGGUUUAUGUACAUGUCCUUGAUAGAGGGAGUGACUUUGCAAGACAGGUGGCGCGACUUGAUAGAGGACGAGAGGCGCGUCGUUUGUGAAGAACUCAAAGGAAUGGUAAGGGCGCUGCGAGCUUUGAAGCAAGAUAGUCAUGAUCGAUUUGUUGGCGACCUGGGCAAGCAACCCCUGAACGAGAUCUUGACAUCCCACCCAGAUCUCAGAGGACCAUUCGUAGGCUUCAAUGCCGUUCAGCAGUUUCACGACGCCUGCGAUAUCGAGAUUGAUGGCGACAUGCAAAUUGUGUUUUCACACGACGAUCUCGUCCCGCCCAAUGUCGUCUUAUCGCUAGGGCCAAAUCCGAAAGUGGCAGCCAUCAUUGACUGGGGCCAGGCAGGAUGGCUUCCCGCUUGCUGGGAAUACUGCAAGGCAAAGCAGGUGAGGCUCAAUCCGAAGGAUUUCAGUGAUGUUGUCGGCCAUUUUGGAUCCGGUGGACGACGAGACAUACUACCAUCCUUGGCUACGUUUUGUGUUGUCCAAGGGCAUUUAAUUAGCACCUCUUUACUGAAUGAGUGUUCCCUCACAAAUAUGAAGAUGAUUGUGAUGUAGAGCAGAAUGUCGUUCAUUGAUCAUGGAAGGUAGUAAAAGUUACAUGGUGAUCUGACAUGCUGCCCGUGACCGUCUAUACUACCGAUAAAUCCAUCACACAUAGCAGGCAUGUGUCAAGUUGGGAUGUUGACGCAGGGUGGAAGCUCUCAGAGGCCAACUGCAGUUAGGGGUAGAAUGAUGAAUUACUGAAAUC